AUGGUCUCCAUCCGCAACAUCUUCACUGCCGCUCUGGCUCUCGCUGCUCCCAUCUCUGCGGCUAUUACUCCUGCCCAGAUGGUCGACAACAUCAAGAUGGUCACCGCCAAGAGCCAGGCUCUCCAGGCACCUGCCCAGUCCAUCACCAUCGUCAAUGGACCUCUCAUCGUCAUUGGCCAGGGACCCUUCCCCCAGAUCAUUGCUGGUUUCACCGACAUCGUCACCACUGUCACUGUUGCCAUCGCUCAGAUGGACGGCUCUCAGCCCGUCAAGGCUGGUGCUCAGGCUGACGCCAUCUUCGAUGCAUUCCGCGAAUUCGUCCGCGUCCACCAGGCUCUCCUGAACAUCCUCAUCGGCAAGGCUGGCCUCUUCACCACCGUCCCCUUCAUCGGCCAGCCUGUUGCUGCUGUCCUCAGGCAGAUCGAGAGCGUCGUCGACACCAUCGCUUUCGCCAUCAUCGACCUUGUUCAGUCUCGUGCUGCCGAUCUCCAAAGGGAGGCCAACAGCCUCGGCGCCACCCUCGAUGUCUGCAUCAACUCUUACCAGGGUCUUUAA
Messenger RNA from Bipolaris oryzae ATCC 44560, 555 nucleotides. RefSeq lists its product as uncharacterized. NCBI's taxonomy places the organism in Eukaryota, Fungi, Ascomycota, Dothideomycetes, Pleosporales, Pleosporaceae. Bases 1 to 555 code for a protein of 184 amino acids. The transcript has 3 exons. The record is from RefSeq and is a predicted model, not a curated record.